This is a messenger RNA of Molossus molossus (Pallas's mastiff bat), 802 nucleotides long. RefSeq names its product sperm autoantigenic protein 17 (gene SPA17). Gene Ontology annotation, molecular function: calmodulin binding. The transcript has 5 exons. The coding region runs from base 160 to 594 and encodes 144 amino acids. Lineage: Eukaryota; Metazoa; Chordata; Mammalia; Chiroptera; Molossidae. The record is from RefSeq and is a predicted model, not a curated record. Gene Ontology annotation, biological process: binding of sperm to zona pellucida. Gene Ontology annotation, cellular component: sperm fibrous sheath; cytoplasm; membrane.
GAGGCGGCUGCAGCCGCCCGCAUAGGCCGUGCCUCUGCCCUUCUCGGCCGCCGUAGUUGAGUAACAAACGGUUCCUCAGCAACGAGCAAAAACAACCGGAACCCUCGGCACCAGCUCUGGGAGAACCAAGAGGUACAGGAGGCAGUUCCUUCCGAGGAGAUGUCGGUUCCGUUCUCCAACACCCACUACCGGAUCCCACAAGGAUUUGGGAAUCUUCUCGAAGGGCUGACGUGUGAGAUUCUGAGGGAGCAACCGGACAAUAUACCAUCUUUUGCAGCAGCGUAUUUUGAGAAUCUUCUAGAGAAAAGAGAGAAAACCAACUUUGAUCCAGCAGAAUGGGGGUCUAAGGUAGAUGACCGCUUCUACAACAACCAUGCAUUCAAGGAGCAAGAACCACCUGAGAAAGAAAAGUCUCAGACACCUGUGAAAGAGGAGACACCAGUCACAGCCUUAGAAUCUUCUGAAGAAGAUAAGGAAAAAGAGGAGCAAGCUGCUGUCAAAAUCCAAGCCAUCUUCCGGGGACACUUAGCCAGAGAGGAGGUGAAGAAAAUGAAACAAGAUGAUCUUGAAGGGAAAACAAAGGAAAACAACUGAGGAGACUGGUUUUGCCCCUCCCCCCCAGAAAACAUGAAAACAUAAUUCAGAUCCAUCAAACAUGUUGUGAUUGUCGUUUUUACUCUUCGUACGGGAGAUUUGAUGUAGUGAAAUAACAUUUGUUGCUGCUGUGAAAAUCUGUCAUGAGCAUUUGUUUAAUAAACAUGCCAUUGAACACAUGCUUCUUGAAGAUUUCUCUGAGAUCAUA